Rotaria sp. Silwood2 is the source of this 270-nucleotide messenger RNA. The record is from the annotation of a GenBank genome assembly. NCBI's taxonomy places the organism in Eukaryota, Metazoa, Rotifera, Eurotatoria, Philodinida, Philodinidae.
AUGAAUAUUCGAUUGCAGGUUGUUGUUGAAUGUCUAAGUACAGAUAUUGAACAAAUAUUUCCUUGCAAUCGAUGGUUACCUGAAGAUGAAGAUGAUCAUCGUAUUGAACGUCGAUUACAAGAAGAUGAAUCAUUAGGUAAAACUUGUCCACUAAUUAUUCCAUGGUAUAGGUGGAUAUAUACAAGUGAUAUAAAAGAAGCUGGUACAGAUGCUCAAGUAAAUCUUGUUAUCUAUGGUCAUAAUGGAAAAUCUGAUAAUAUUAAAUUAUGA